AUGAAGUAUCUCCUUGGAGCUUCCUUGGCCACUUUGGCCGCCGCGGCGUCUUCGUCUGCCCCGGCCUCUGCACCAACUGGUGCUACCUACGCAAGCGGCUUUGACAUGAAAAAGCACUGGGCCAAUCUGAGCCCAUACAAGGACGCUGAUAGCUUCGGUGUUCCCAGCGGCGUGCCGGCAGGCUGCGAAUUGUCUCAGGUGCAUGUUCUUCAUCGCCAUGCUGAGCGCUUUCCUACCAAUUACCCUCUUGAUGGAGAGGGUAUGCAGGACUUUGCUGCCAAAGUGACCAAUUACUCCAAGAAGCAUCCUGGAAAGGCUGUGGGCACUGGCCCCCUGAAGUUUUUGAACGACUGGAACUAUGUUCUUGGCUCGGACAUCCUCAUGGAGUCUGGUGCUGCCACCGAGGCUACUUCUGGUGCCCAUUUCUGGACCAAGUACGGUCGGCUCUUGUAUCAAACCAACAAGAGCACGGUGGCUGCUUGGGAUUCAUCUCUGAAUGUCUGGCCCAAUGGCACUUCUCGCCCGAAGCCCGUCUUCCGUACAACUUCCCAGUCUCGUAUCUUGGAGAGUGCGCGCUGGUGGCUCAGUGGUUUCUUUGGCAACAGCGGUGCCAACAGCUCUUACGAUCAAUAUGAUCUUGUUAUCAUCCCCGAGGUGUACCCAUUCAACAACACCCUGGCCUCGUACGACUCUUGCAACGGGGACAUGACUGAAGGUGACAACGCUGCUGAAGUCUUCAUUGCUCGCUACACUCAGGACGCUCGCUCUCGCCUGUUGGCCUACUUCCCUGGCGACUUCAACCUGACCGCUUCCGACGUGCUCGCCAUGCAGAACAUUUGUGUUUACGAGUACACGAGCCUUUCCGGCUCGUCCUUUUGCUCCCUCUUUACCGAACAGGAAUGGAAGGACUUUGAGUACAACAUCGACGUGCAAUACUAUGGAGACUACGCCUACGGUUCCCCUACCGGCCGCGCCCAGGGCAUUGGCUACCUUGUUGAACUCGCUGCUCGUCUCGAGCAGAAGCUCCUCACAUCCAGUGAUACCAGUGUCAACUACACCUACGACAACAACGAGAAUCAGUUUCCUUUCGGCCAGCCUUUUUACAUGGAUAUGUCCCAUGAUGACAUAAUAUUGUCCGUUAUCUCGGCUCUUGGCCUGGAAUACUUCAAUUACGGACCCAAGGGUUUACCAGUUCAGUUAGACCACGCCCCUGAGCGCAAUUUCCAACUAAGUGAGAUGACUCCUUUUGGUGCUCGCUUCAUGUCCGAGAUCUGGACUUGCCCUUCGAACACGACGUUUGAAACUUUAAACCCCAUUCUCUACACUAACCCUGAGUUGGGCACGAAGGGUACCAAGGACUACAUCCGCUUCGUGCUGAACAAUGCCCCGUUGCCCAUGCAGGGUCUUGUUGGCUGCGAGCACGCCAAGAACGGAUUUUGCCCUGUUGACAAUUUCCUGAAGGAUGUUCCUAAUCUGAAGGAGAAGGCUAUGUACCAGAAGGCGUGCUUCGGCAACUACACCACUGGAAACCAGGUUGGCGACGGCGCCCCCGAAUCUUAG
Molecule: messenger RNA, 1560 nt
Organism: Penicillium maclennaniae
Lineage: Eukaryota; Fungi; Ascomycota; Eurotiomycetes; Eurotiales; Aspergillaceae
Product: histidine phosphatase family protein
Exons: 3
Coding region: 1-1560 (519 amino acids)
Molecular function (GO): acid phosphatase activity
Source: RefSeq, a predicted model, not a curated record